Elaeis guineensis (African oil palm) is the source of this 558-nucleotide messenger RNA. RefSeq names its product small ribosomal subunit protein eS28. Lineage: Eukaryota; Viridiplantae; Streptophyta; Magnoliopsida; Arecales; Arecaceae. Gene Ontology annotation, biological process: ribosomal small subunit assembly; maturation of SSU-rRNA; translation. The record is from RefSeq and is a predicted model, not a curated record. Gene Ontology annotation, cellular component: ribosome; cytosolic small ribosomal subunit. Gene Ontology annotation, molecular function: structural constituent of ribosome.
GAUUCCCUUCCAACUCUCUAGUCGGCUGCCGCUUGAAGCGUCCUCGCAUCUAGAGAGCAUGGAUACUCAAGUUAAGCUUGCUGUGGUGGUUAAAGUGAUGGGCCGAACCGGAUCGAGAGGUCAGGUGACCCAGGUCAGGGUCAAGUUUUUGGAUGAUCAAAAUAGACUUAUUAUGAGGAACGUGAAGGGCCCAGUUAGGGAAGGUGAUGUCCUUACCCUUCUCGAGUCUGAAAGGGAAGCUAGGAGGCUGCGCUGAUGCUACUGCAUGGUCUGAUCAUGCCUACCUUCAUGUGAUGUUUCUAAAAUGGAGCUUCUUGAUGCCUUUUGUCAUGUUUUCCAUUAGCACUAGUGCUGGUUUUUGGAUUUUUCUUGUUGGAGUUCAUUAUAGUUUAUGUGUGAUGUUGCUACAGAGCCAGACGAAGUGCAACAUGGUUGUUUUGUUUCUAGUUUUGGAUUUAGCUUAAUUUUUGCUUUUAUCAAGGUUUUUGAAACUAUAUACCCUGUGGUCCAAAAAUGUUACGUUUCCUAUUUGUGCUAUGAAUCUCCGGCUUCAAUUUA